AUGAGGACACUUUUGAAACUGAAAGUAGGUGCUGGGGAAAAAAGACAGGGCUUUUCACAAGAUGACACCAAAAGCAAGGAAGGAAGCUCCUGCCCUCCUAAAGUCGAAGCCAAAGCAAAGGUUUUAAAGACCAAGAAGGCAUUGUUGAAAGGUGUCCACAGCCUCCACAGCCACAAAAGAAAAAAGAUCUGCAACUCACCCACUUUCCGGCGGCCCAGGACACUGCAAUUCCGGAGGCAGCCCAAAUAUCCUCAGAAGAGCACCCCCAAGAGAAACAAACUUGACCACUCUGCUAUCAUCAAGUUUCGGCGGACCACUGAGUCUGUCACGAAGAUAGAAGACAACAACACGCUUGUGUUCGUUGUGGAUGUUAAAGCCAAUAAGCACCAGGUCAAACAGGCUGUGAAGAAGCUCUGUGACAUUGAUGUGGCCAAGGUCAACACCCCGAUUUGGCCUGAUGGAGAGAAGAAGGCAUAUGUUCAACUGGCUCCUAAUUACAAUGCUUUGGAUAUUGCCAACAAAAUUGGGAUCAUCUAAACUGAGUCCAGCUAAUUCUAAAUAUAUGUAUGUCUUCUCACCGUAAAAUAAAAAUUGUUAAGAGGGUACAUCUCACAUAUGCGUUUUUCACAAUAAAAAAAAAGAAAGAAAAGAAUGUUCCAUAGGUUAGACCAAAGUUUGCCUUUCUCUUCCUGAUUCAACUGUGCCCUCUGGUGGUGAUAGUUGCUAAUAGAAGUAAAAUAACUCCACUCCUUUAUAUCCUUUCCAAAUUCAUUUGUAGGUCAGCUGUGUGGAAGACAGAAUAAUUUCCCCGUAGAAACAAGGUUGUAAAUAAUGGCAGAUGUUGCAGGACAACCCACCAAAACCCAUAUAAAUCUUACUUGAAAUAGUAUUGAUAGUAGCCCUAUGUCACUUGAUUUACACCCUCCUUCCUCUGCCGGCACUCCUUGUUGGCAAAACAAAUGAAAAAUCCCACAUCCACAGUCACUGCUACUCUGUCCCCACCACCAUCAGAAGUAGAAAGAGAAAAGAGAAGGGAAGAGGAUUCGUGCUUCAGCCAAAUCUAACAUCUUUAUUUAUAGGCACACCUCUGUCCAGAAACCCCACACCCUCCUAGGGCCUUCAAAGGAGUGGACCACCUAGAAAAAAACUUAAAGGUCCUCUUUGCCUCUUUCAGAAUCUUGGGGCAAAUAUUAAGAAAAUUUUGCGGGCCGGGCGCAGUGGCUCAAGCCUGUAAAUCCCAGCACUUUGGGAGGCCGAGGCAGGUGGAUCACGAGGUCAAGAGAUCUAGACCAUCCUGGU
Messenger RNA from Callithrix jacchus (white-tufted-ear marmoset), 1299 nucleotides. NCBI's taxonomy places the organism in Eukaryota, Metazoa, Chordata, Mammalia, Primates, Cebidae. The record is from RefSeq and is a predicted model, not a curated record.